Emericellopsis atlantica is the source of this 1761-nucleotide messenger RNA. RefSeq names its product putative calcium/calmodulin-dependent protein kinase. Gene Ontology annotation, molecular function: ATP binding; protein serine/threonine kinase activity. Gene Ontology annotation, biological process: mitotic DNA damage checkpoint signaling; protein phosphorylation. The record is from RefSeq and is a predicted model, not a curated record. The coding region runs from base 1 to 1761 and encodes 586 amino acids. The transcript is spliced from 4 exons. Gene Ontology annotation, cellular component: nucleus. NCBI's taxonomy places the organism in Eukaryota, Fungi, Ascomycota, Sordariomycetes, Hypocreales, Bionectriaceae.
AUGUCCACCAUACAACAACUCAAGAAUUUUAUCCGUCACGGGAAACAAGCGCGGAACCCAGAGGAGUCUUCGCGUAAGAGCAGCCCCCCUCAGCAGCCAAAGCCAGUUCCCGCCGAAAAAGCCAUGCCUCCCAGCGAGCCCAUCCUGGGCCACCCGGCAGGCCCGCCUAUUCAUCACGAAGCCUACUCGGAGGCGCCAGGAGAUGGACGGAACCGUGUGGCCCAGGCAGGUCACGCUGCUGCUCACCAGGCUGAGCCCGCCCAGGACGUGUCGCACAAGGCACAGGCCAAGAGCAAGCGUGUCGACGAGGCCAACCUAGCCAAGCUUGUUGCUGAGGAGAAUGCUAGCAAGAGCAAAUUUCCGCGAUACCCUGGGCUCGAGCGAUACGACUUGAUUGAGAAGAUGGGUGACGGCGCCUUCAGCAACGUCUACCGUGCCCGCGACCUGACUGGCGAGUACCAAGAAGUUGGCAUCAAGGUUGUCCGGAAGUACGAGAUGAACAAUAUGCAACGUUCAAACAUUCUGAAAGAAGUCCAGAUCAUGCGCCAACUGGACCACCCCAACAUUAUCAAACUUCUCGAAUUCUCCGAAUCCCGGCAGUACUACUACAUUGUACUGGAACUGGCCCCUGGCGGCGAGCUCUUCCACCAGAUCGUCCGCUUGACGUACUUUAGUGAGGAGCUAUCACGACAUGUGAUCGUUCAGGUGGCCAAGGCGCUUGAAUAUCUGCAUGAGGAGAAGGGUGUCGUUCACCGUGACAUCAAACCCGAAAACAUCUUGUUCAACCCGAUCCCAUUUGUUCCCUCCAAAGUUCCCAAGCCCAGGCAGCCCGGUGACGAGGACAAGGUCGACGAAGGCGAAUUUAUCCCUGGUCAGGGAGCUGGUGGUAUUGGCCAGAUCAAGAUCGCCGAUUUUGGUCUGUCAAAGAUUGUCUGGGACAACCAGACCAUGACGCCAUGUGGCACUGUUGGCUACACAGCCCCUGAGAUUGUCAAGGAUGAGCGUUACUCCAAGUCCGUCGACAUGUGGGCCCUGGGAUGUGUUCUGUACACGCUUCUCUGUGGUUUCCCGCCUUUCUACGACGAGAGCAUCGAGGUGUUGACGGAGAAGGUCGCCAAGGGCUCGUACACGUUCCUGUCACCAUGGUGGGAUGACAUCUCCAAGUCUGCAAAGGACUUGAUCACCCAUCUUUUGACCGUCGACCCUGAGAAGCGCUACACUAUCACGGAAUUCCUGGAUCAUCCGUGGAUCAAGGCCACCGCUGCUCCAGAGCCCAAGCCAGAGAAGCCACUGCGGGCGUUUGAUCCCACAAGGUUUGAAGAGCCUGGCAAGCGUGCCGACUUCCGAUCUCCCGGGGCUAUCAACCUUCGCGAGGUCUUUGACGUCGGUUACGCUGUCCACAGGCAAGAAGAGGAGGGUCGGCGGCAGCAGGCUGGCAAGGGUGGCGCUGGCCGUUAUCUCAAUGCACUCGAUGAAGAGGAGGAGAAUGGUGGCGAGAAGAUGCAGGUCGACGGCCAGGACCAAAAGACCCAAGGACUGGAACAGAGCAUGCGCAAAACCAACAUCCGCGACCAAGAGACGGGUCGUGGCCGUGAGCGUGAGCGUACCGCCAACGAGAAGGGGUACGGCCAGCACUCGGCAGCCGUCACUGCCGCCGCGAGACAGCAGGUCCGUGAUCGCAACCGCGGCAAGGGUCCGUUUGAGCUCAACUUGGACAAUGCCACACUUCUCGGUAAGCGUGGCAAGAAGAUCUCGGCUUAG